AGCACGUCUUUCCAUACCAACACCCAAUGAGUGGUUCAAAAGUUGUCUUUGUGGGAAACAUUCCUUAUGAGCAGACUGAGGAGCAGCUAAUCGAAAUCUUCAGCGAGGUUGGACCCGUUGUAUCUUUCAGGCUAGUCUUUGAGCGCGAGACAGGGAAGCCAAGGGGAUAUGGAUUUUGUGAAUUCCAAGAUGAAAGAACCGCAGCAUCGGCAGUCAGGAACCUCAAUGGCAGGGAAAUCGGCAACAGAUCAUUAAAAGUCGACUUUGCAGAGACGGAUCCUGCCAGGAACGGUGGUCGCGAUUUGGAAGAGGGAUUGUAUAUGAGAAACAUUGGACCUGGAUCAGGACCCUCAGGACUUCCACCUAUGCCGCCUCACCUUCAACAGCAGCAACAGCCACAUUUUAUGCCUCCUCAGGGUGCACCACAGAGACUGGAUCCUCGACUUGCCAAUAACCCAAAUGCAGCACUUCCGCCAAAUCGACCUCCUAUGCCGCAACCGCCCAUGACAGGUGCACCACCACCACCCAUGGCACCAGGGCCUAGCUCUGCGGACGCCAUUUCAGCCGUAUUGGGAACAAUGACACCGCAGAAUGUUUUCGAUUUGAUUUCAUCAAUGAAGGUCUUGGGAACAAGUGAGCCUGAGCGAGCUAAGGCUGUCUUGAAUGAUAACCCACAACUGUCGUAUGCAUUGUUCCAGGCACUACUCAUGAUGAAUUUGGUCGAGCCAAGCUCUUUACAGCGAAUGUUCCCUUCAAUGCCUGGUCCCAAGGCCCCAGCACCGCCUGUAUCAGUCCCUCAGCAACAGCACCUUCCGCCCCCACCACCUCCGACACAUAUGGGAAUGCCACCGCAGCCACACCUUCAGCAACAGCAGGUGCCUCCAUUUGCGCCACAGGGAUAUCCAAGCAUGGUACCGCAGCAUCCACCCCAACAGGGAGCACCUAUGGCGCCAUCUCUCGAACAGCAAAAGGCCUUGGUUGCUCAGGUGCUGGCGUUGACCCCUGCGGACAUUGCCUCGUUACCGGAGGAUCAGCGGGCGAAUAUCAUUCAAUUGAGGGCUCAGCUUUUGGGAGGCAACGUUUAGAUCCGUUGCAUUCUGAAACGACAAUAAAAAACAAAAAC
This is a messenger RNA of Gamsiella multidivaricata, 1123 nucleotides long. RefSeq lists its product as uncharacterized. Gene Ontology annotation, biological process: mRNA 3'-end processing. Bases 27 to 1085 code for a protein of 352 amino acids. Gene Ontology annotation, cellular component: mRNA cleavage and polyadenylation specificity factor complex. Gene Ontology annotation, molecular function: mRNA binding. Lineage: Eukaryota; Fungi; Mortierellomycota; Mortierellomycetes; Mortierellales; Mortierellaceae. The transcript is spliced from 5 exons. The record is from RefSeq and is a predicted model, not a curated record.